UUCAUAUAACCAUCAAACACUUACUGGUUCGCUGUAGUGUGAGAAGGUGUAAGAAAGUGUGUGGAAAGAGUGUUGCAAUGACUUCCUGCGCAAUGAUGAAGAUGACUGGAUUCCUGCUAGGGGCAUCUUUUGGCCUUAGCAUGGCCUACCACAUUUCUUCAUAUACUGUUACUGCAGAUGGUCCAAAGAUGAUGUAUGAUUUCCGUACCAUGCAAUCUUUGGACAACUGGAAAGAAUCUUCAGACACUGUCAGGGAACCAGGAAUGUCAAAAGCUGUUUUUACUUUGCAGAAAUCAAAGUUAUUUCAGCGAGCUGUGUUCUUCUCCAUGCUCAAUCCUCAGCCGAAUGGAGCUGGCUUUGCAGGGACUUACACAAAUGAUGGGUGGAAUUUAAGCAAUCAUUCAGCUCUUGAAAUGAAAGUUCGUGGUCAAGGAGAUAACUACAUCUACAAAGUGAACUUCCAACAUAAAGGACAAGAACCCAGUGUAUACCCUUCUUAUGAAAUUUUCUUCACAGCUCCAGAGAACAAGUGGACCAUUAUCUCUCUGCCGUUUAGUGAGUUUAAGCCAUACUACCGUGGGGCUCUUGUUCCUGACGCAGAACCUCUUGACACAUCGGAUAUAACGAGAACUACCAUUCAGAUUCCUGGUGGCGUUUAUAGCGACUUUAAACAGAGAGGAACAAGCUCACUGGAGAUUGAUUAUAUUCAGGCUGUUUGAAAAUGCUGAGUUGACAAUUGAUUAUCCAUAAGUUAUGAGAGAUAAUUUAUUGUUUAGAGGAAGUGAUAGAUUUUUUUUUUUUUUUUU
Messenger RNA from Penaeus monodon (black tiger shrimp), 806 nucleotides. RefSeq lists its product as uncharacterized. Gene Ontology annotation, biological process: NADH dehydrogenase complex assembly. The coding region runs from base 78 to 719 and encodes 213 amino acids. NCBI's taxonomy places the organism in Eukaryota, Metazoa, Arthropoda, Malacostraca, Decapoda, Penaeidae. The transcript is spliced from 5 exons. The record is from RefSeq and is a predicted model, not a curated record.